UAUCGAACGUACGCUUACCGUGUAACGCGGUUCUAGCCCCGUGUUAUUCCCCCGACUCAAAAGAGGGGAGUUAUAAGUUUGACGUGUGUAUCUGUGGCAUCGUAGCGCCUAAACGAAUGAACCGAUUUUAAUUUAGUUUUUUUUUUUGUUUGAAAGGUGGCUUGAUCGAAAGUGUUCUACAUUUUUACUCUAGCAACAUCCAGACUCCAGUUAGUUUUUUAGGAUUCAGUACCCAAAGGGUAAAAACCCAUAAUGCAUGUCACUCUUGACUAUGCUGCUGUCUAUCUGUUUGCGUGUCACAGGCCUCUAGUUAAGCCGGAAUGAAUGUGGUGGUGACCGGCGCGGCGGGGUUUUUGGGCCGACGCCUGACGGACGCGCUGCUCGACGCGCAGUCGCCGCUGCCCGUGGCGCGCCUGUUGCUCGUGGACCUGGCCGCGCCGCCGCCGCGCGCCGAGCGCGACGCGCGCGUGGCGGCGCUCGCGCUCGACCUGGCUGCGCCCGGCGCUGCCGAGCGCGUCGUGCGCGCCGACUGCCACGUGCUGUUCCACCUCGCCGCCGCCGUCAGCGGCCAGGCCGAGGCCGAGCUUGAGCUCGGCUUGCGCGCCAACUUCGACGCCACGCGCGCGCUCGCCGACGCGGCGCGCCGCCGCGCGCCCGCCCUGCGCUUCGUGUUCGCGAGCAGCGUCGCCGUGUACGGCGGCGAGCAGACCGCGCCGCCCGACGAGCGCGUGGCGCCCGCGCCGCGCAGCUCGUACGGCUGCGCGAAGGCGAUGGCGGAGCUGCUGCUGAGCGACUACUCGCGGCGCGGGCACCUGGACGCGCGCGUCGUGCGCCUGCCCACGGUGAGCGUGCGCGGCGGCGAGGCGAACAGCGCCGUAACGUCGUUCGCGAGCGCGCUGGUGCGCGAGCCGCUGCGCGGCGCGGCGUGCGCGGUGCCGGUGGACGGCGCGCUGCGGCUGUGGCUGUGCAGCCCGGCCGCGGCGACGCGCAACCUGCUGCGCGCGGCGACGCUGGCGCCGGGCGCGCUGGGCGCGACGCGCGCGCUCAACCUGCCCGGCGUGAGCGUGGCGGUGCGCGACAUGGUGGCGGCGCUGCGCGCGGCGGCGGGCGCGGCGGCGGCGGCGCGCGUGCGCUGGGAGCGCGACGAGCGCGUGGAGCGGAUCGUGGCGUCGCUGCCGCCCGCGCUGGACCACACUCGCGCUCUUCGUCUCGGCUUUGACGUAGAUGAAGAUUUUGCUGACAUCAUUCACAAAUAUAUCACUGAAUGUGAGGAUCUAGGCAUAAAUUUAGAUAUACAUAUCAAAGAACUAGAAUGUAGGUCCUAGAACCUAGGUACACUACUUUCUACCUAAAAUUCCCAACCUAUUAUUUUCCUAACCUAUUAUAAUUAUUGUAGGAAAUGUCUCUGCUGAAUGGAAAACUCAAGCCUAACGCUUGCUUUUAGGCAUAGAUAUAUAUGUCUUUUAGGUACCUAGGUACUUAUGCUUGAGAAUAGGUAAGUAGGUACUUAAAGUCCCAGGUUUUAUU
Molecule: messenger RNA, 1527 nt
Organism: Maniola jurtina (meadow brown)
Lineage: Eukaryota; Metazoa; Arthropoda; Insecta; Lepidoptera; Nymphalidae
Product: D-erythronate dehydrogenase-like
Exons: 2
Coding region: 321-1325 (334 amino acids)
Source: RefSeq, a predicted model, not a curated record